This is a messenger RNA of Protobothrops mucrosquamatus (brown spotted pit viper), 2174 nucleotides long. Its product is annotated as sialic acid-binding Ig-like lectin 11. The record is from RefSeq and is a predicted model, not a curated record. The transcript has 11 exons. Lineage: Eukaryota; Metazoa; Chordata; Lepidosauria; Squamata; Viperidae. Bases 154 to 2025 code for a protein of 623 amino acids.
GUAAGCACUGCUCCCGGUGUGAAGAGAAAGUAGAUUAUUUAGCCAUAAUAACAGAGAAAAGAUCUCACCGCAGAAGGAAAGAAAUCUGGAACAAGGAACCAAGGUAUAGUUUUGCGAGCUCAUCCUUUCACAUAAAUAUCAAGGUAAAACAAGAUGCCAGCCAACGAGAGUGCUUGGUGGAUAAGGCUUCUUCCUUGUAAGAAAAAGAAACCAUUUCUGUCUUUGGCGAUGAUCUUGGCCAUUCUAUGUAAAGGAAUCAGAAGUCAAGGAGCAAAGAAUUAUAGUAUCACUGUGCCUUCUUCUGUCUUCGUGCAACAUGGUCUCGCUGUUCAUAUUCCGUGCCAGUUCACUUAUAAAAGGGAACACCUGCGGCAAGGCAGUAUAUCUGCUUACUGGAUUAAAUCUCAGUCACAAUUAGCCCCCUGUUCUCCAUCGGUUUAUCAAACCUGCAGGCCUGUAGCCACCAAUGACGAAAAGCAAACAGUCAAACAUUCGGCCAAGGAUCGCUUCUAUUUAUUAGGAGAUUCAAUUAAAGGAAAUUGCUCACUUGUCAUCACGGAGGCUCAAAUAGAAGAUGAAGGACAAUACUACUUGAGAAUUGAGGGAACAGGUGAUUUAAAAUUUUCUUUUGUCCCAAACAUGGGACAUACUUCACCUUAUGUUUGGGUGAUAGAACCACCCCAGAAAAUCAAUAUCACAGUAAACACGAUGGACUCAGGACACCAUGGCUCAUCAGAAUGGCAAAGGAAAGAGGGAUCGAACCGUGUGAUGGCCCAGGAAGGAAGCACUGUCACCCUAUUCUGUACUGCUGAUGGUAGACCAGCUCCCACCCUAUCCUGGAUGAAGGGGAACGAGAAAAUUGGUCAAGCCAAGGAUCCCCUUCAACUGAGUGGUCAAGCCAAGGAUCACCUUCAACUGAGUGAAAUUGGACCAGAGGAUGCUGGAAAAUAUCAGUGCCUGGCAAAUAAUGAGUACGGAUCAGUCCAGACGAUGAUUGAAGUGAUUGUCCAGUAUCGUCCAAGGAUGCUGAUUUUCAAGACCUCCCAAACUCACAGGAGAGGCUCCAUACUCACACAAGGUUGCUCCGGGGAACUGGCCAAUGGCUCUGAGUUGACAGCCCAAGAAGGUGACUCGCUGGAGCUAUUCUGCAAAGCAGAUAGCAAUCCUCCAGCCACAGCUAGUUGGAUGAAAGGCGACAGCCACUUGCAGGACACUCCAGAAAACCAGUUGAGACUGACCAAUCUGACAGUUGAAGAUGAAGGUGUAUAUAUGUGCAAAGUCACAAACUCGAUUGGCUUUGUUAACGGGACGUUCCGGCUCUACGUGACAUAUGCCCCCAAAGUCAGCAGAAGCCCCCAGAAAAAUACAACAUGUUAUUAUCACGACAACGGCUUCCUGUGUAGCUGUACCCUGCAUGCUAAACCACCUUCCCAGAUCGAGUGGGAAGUGGAUGGGGAGAGGAUAACCAGGAGAAAAGAAAACUGCAUAGUCCAAGCUUCAAUCCAGAAGAAUGAGGUCACCAGUACCUUAAACUGGACUGGCAGCCUGGACAGAGCUCAUAAUAUUAUCUGCAUAGGGAGCAAUUCUUAUGGAAUCCAAACCAUGCAAUUCCAGUUGAGCGCCAAGACAGGCCCAACUUCAGAAUCGUCCACAGAAAGAUCUAAUCAGACUUUGUUCAUUGCCGGGCUCUGUGGAAUUUUUCUGGGAGCUGGAAUCUUCAUGGUAUGUUUAUUCCUGAUCAGGAUUUUUAAGCAGAAGAAAGCAUUGUCCAAAGCUGGUCAUGUCGAAGGAACCUCUUCUGAAAGAGAACCUCAUGAGAAACCCAAGUAUUCCAGCCAAAUCUACAGCAACGUUUUCCCAAUGGGUCUGAGAUUAUCCCCGGUCGAUAAGCCCACUGUUCCAAGCCCAAGGAGAAUAGACCCAGAUGAAUUGCAGUAUGCUGCCCUAGAGUUCAAGCCGAAAAAUAAAGGCGUUCCAGUCUUAAGAAAUGACAAUGUGGAAUAUUCAACAGUCCAAAUAAAAUAAAAGUCCUUGGAAGUGAGCGUCGGCUUUUGAGGAAGCAGGAGAGAAAGAGGAUUGACGUUUUUGAACUUUGGUGCUGGACUCCUGAAGAUACCGUGGAUAGCCAAGAAAUAAAGCAUCAAACAAAUCAGCUCAGAGUCAUCAUGCAAGGC